UUAUUCAACAGCGUGGCCUGGAACUUCCUGGAGAAACAACUCCCCAAAAAAUCCUAUAUUCAUUGCGACACAGAAGAUUUGGAUUCAUUCAUCCACGAAAAAAUGUGUCACUCUCGUCACUGAAGUGAACCCUGUGUGACCCAGUGAAUUAAUAAAUUGCAUAGUAAAUUAAUUAAUCAUUAAAUCGAUUCACUGCAUCAAUUACGCUUCUACUCGGAUAAGAGAUAAGUGAGUGAGUUAUCAAGGCUGGAAGAAUUUGAUGAGACGGGGGUUAUCAUAUACGUACAUAAUUUAGUGGUUGUGAAGAAUCUGCUGGUGUGAGGGAGCUGACGAGUCAGAUAACUAUCCAGAUAACUCGAUAUUUAACAACAUUUCUUGGAAAAUAGGCAUAAAAUUUUACGAGACGGGUUUAUGUAUCAUGUAAAUAAUUUAGUGGGGAAAAUUCUGUUGCUUGAUUAAGAAGCUGAUGAGUCAGAUAAUACGGUUGGAUAUCCAUCGUACUCAGAUAACGUGAUAUUUAACAACAUUUCGUAGGCAUAAAAUUUUACGACGAUUUCAAGGCAGAAAUUUGAUACGAAAUGUGAGCUGAGGCGACAGUCGAUAAUAAAUUAUUCAUGUAAAUAUCUAGUCUGUCGAGAAGUAUUUAGCAAGCCUGGAGAGAAAUUAAGUCUCUCCAGUUCAGUCGGUUGUGUGUAGAAAUUUAAGAUCUGAAGAGAAUCUGACGUGAUAUGUAAAGUAGGAUCGAAUUUAGGUAGAAGAAGUGCUUUCUGAGAGAUUUCUUGAUUAUUUGAGAAUUGUCGUCGGCCUAUUUUUUGUGAUUUAUACCGAAAUACAUAUUAAAUUUGUUACUAUUUAAUUGUGCCUGAAUUGAUUGAAAUUAUUCAGCAUAUCUUAUUUUUUUAUCGAAUUAUUUAACUACAUAUACCAAUUAAAUUGUCUUCAAAUACUUGACACGAAAAUGGCAACGAGUGACCACACGCAAGAUUUAGAUGGGGAAAUUGAUCAUUUCAGCGAGUAUGGAGGUUCAAUUCGAUUACGUAAUCCGCACAUUAAAUUCAUGGACCAGGAUAUCCUUUACCACUUGGCCCUGGGAAGUGAAUCGCACGAUCUCGUCGAAAUGUUUGGUGAUGUAAAAUUCGUGUGCAUCGGAGGGACGCCGAAACGCAUGGAAGAAUUUGCAUACUACAUCAUGCGUGAGAUUGGUCAUAAAAUUCCGACCGGGACGCAACUGCUCGAUAUCAGCCAGCACAGUUAUCGAUACUCUAUGUACAAAACCGGGCCGGUGUUGUCGAUAAGUCAUGGAAUGGGAAUCCCCUCAGUGUCAAUCCUUCUGCACGAGAUCAUCAAGCUCAUGUACCACGCUCACGUGAAGGACCCCGUGUUCUUCCGGAUCGGAACGUGCGGCGGCGUGGGGGUCGACGGUGGCAACGUGAUCAUCACCGAGGAGGCCAUCAACCCUGACCUCGAGCCGUUCCACGAGGUCUCCGCGUUGGGCAGGAAGAUCCGCCGGACGUCCAAAUUGGACGCCGACCUUUGCGCCGAACUCGUCUCCAUCGCCACCGAAAUGGACGAACCGUACACCUUCCACUUGGGAAAAACUAUGUGCACGGAUGACUUUUAUGAAGGCCAGGGUCGUUUGGACGGUGCAUUUUGUGACUACACGGAGAAGGAGAAGAUGUCGUACAUCCACCACCUGCAGCGCCACGGGGUCACCAACAUCGAAAUGGAGUCCUUGGCCUUCGCCGCGUUAACGCAUCACGCCCACAUCCGCGCCGCCGUCGUCUGCGUCUCCAUCGUCGAUCGCAUGGUCGGAGAUCAGGUCUUAGCCCAAAAAGAGGUCUUGAACGAGUGGCAAAUGCGCCCACAAAAGUUGGUCGCUCAAUACAUCAAGAAGCAUUUGGGCCUUUUGGACAACACAGGAACGAGCGCGACCGCCGCCGCCGCCGCGGCCGCUCGGCGCCACCUCGACCUUUCCCCCACCGCCAUGAACUGCCCCCACAAACAAGUCCUCAUCGUCAAGAGCCCCCGACGAAUGAACAUGGUACAACAAGAGUCGCAAAGCUACGACUAAAAAUUUGUGUACAUCGGCCAAACAAAAUUUGAUGAAAAAAUGUGAAACGUAAAAAUACGUACGUACGUACCUCUCGUAGAAUGACGGCUGGACGGGUCAUUAGAUUUUAAAAAUUAAUGAUUAAUUACAAAUUAAACGUAAUUGAAGCGAAUGAAACUUUGUUCAAUUAAAAAGGAUGAAAUAUAUGAAAUGAAAUGAUGAUAAUAAAAUUAUAGACUAUAUUAAAGA
Molecule: messenger RNA, 2299 nt
Organism: Folsomia candida
Lineage: Eukaryota; Metazoa; Arthropoda; Collembola; Entomobryomorpha; Isotomidae
Product: uridine phosphorylase 1
Exons: 9
Coding region: 959-2071 (370 amino acids)
Biological process (GO): nucleotide catabolic process; uridine catabolic process
Cellular component (GO): cytoplasm; cytosol
Molecular function (GO): uridine phosphorylase activity
Source: RefSeq, a predicted model, not a curated record